Cololabis saira (Pacific saury) is the source of this 2508-nucleotide messenger RNA. RefSeq names its product glucose-6-phosphatase catalytic subunit 1a, tandem duplicate 1 (gene g6pc1a.1). Gene Ontology annotation, biological process: gluconeogenesis; glucose 6-phosphate metabolic process. Gene Ontology annotation, molecular function: glucose-6-phosphatase activity. Gene Ontology annotation, cellular component: membrane. Lineage: Eukaryota; Metazoa; Chordata; Actinopteri; Beloniformes; Belonidae. Bases 19 to 1074 code for a protein of 351 amino acids. The record is from RefSeq and is a predicted model, not a curated record. The transcript has 5 exons.
GGUCUGAGUUGGGAUAUCAUGGAUCUUCUUCACAGCUGGGGGGUUGAGCUGGCCGUUUACCUGCAGACCAGAUACAGCAACUAUGAGGGCUUGUUCAGUGUGGCAUCCACAGUGGCCGACCUGCACACCACCUUCUUCUGGCUGUUCCCGGUCUGGUUCCACCUGCGGAGGGACACGGGGCUCAGGCUGAUCUGGGUGGCUGUCAUAGGAGACUGGCUCAACUUGGUGCUCAAAUGGGUUCUGUUUGGAGAGAGACCCUACUGGUGGGUUCAUGAGACCCAGUUUUACGGAGCAGGAAAAGCCCCGUCACUGCAGCAGUUUCCCAUCACAUGUGAGACCGGACCAGGAAGCCCUUCCGGUCAUGCCAUGGGUGCAGCAGGUGUCUGGUACGUGAUGGUUACCUCGCUUCUUUCUAUAGCGACAGAAAAACGAUGCCCACCUUUCCUACACAAAGUGUUGCAGGUAAACCUGUGGACAGUAAUGCUCCUGGUGGAGCUGGUGGUGUGCACGUCCAGGGUCUACAUGGCUGCCCACUUCCCACACCAGGUGAUCGCAGGAGUCAUCACAGGCGUACUCGUGGCUGAGCUCGUCUCCAAGCAGAAAUGGAUUUACACUACCAGCAUGAGCAGAUACUUCUUCAUCACUCUCUUCCUGACCUCCUUUGCUGUGGGCUUCUUCGUCCUGCUCAGAGCUCUGGGCGUGGACCUGCUGUGGACCCUGGACAAAGCCCAGAGGUGGUGUAUCAGGCCAGAGUGGGUCCACUUGGACACGACGCCGUUUGCCAGCCUCCUGCGGAACAUGGGCUGCCUGUUCGGCCUGGGCCUGGGCCUGCACUCACCGGUCCACAACGGUACCAAGGAGAAGAGCAGCGCCCGCUUCAAGAUAGGGUGCAUUGCAAUCUCUUUGUUACUGCUUCAGCUAUUGGAUGGAUGGUCAUUUUCCUCUGAAAACCACAUCAUCUUUUAUAUCCUGUCAUUCAGCAAGAGUGCUGUUGCACUCUUCAUCCCAACCGCUCUGGUUCCUUGGGCUCUUGGCAGGAUUUCCAAGAGAAAGACAGAUGGCAAACACUUGUGAUUUAGGUCCCACUUGAAAUUAUAAGUUAAUUACAAGUUUAAAUUUGUAUAUAUUUCAUAGGAUUGUUUCCUCUCAUUAUUAUGAUCUUGGAACAUUGUUUUGUUUAUCUUUUAGUCCUUAGCUUUACACCAUCAUGGAGGAAACUCGCUCUGAUACUCCGCUGCUGCCUGUGACAUUUGCCAAUGAAAAUAUUGUCUAUCUCAUUUCUCUUAAGAUGUAAGAUGCUGUACAACACUCCCUUGAAAGCUUUGCUGACUUGAGCAACACAAGUAGUAAUUUACUGAGCGAAAUAAACAAAGACAAAGAUUUAGGACAACAUCACAGGGGCAGAAAGCAGUGCUCAUCCAGGAUUCCUUGAAAAUGAGGGAUUAAAAAAAGGCUAAAAAAAGAUAAAUUGAUUGGCUGUCAUUCAGGAUUCAGAGGGGAUGGCAUUGAUUUGGCUAAACUCAACGCUAGCAAAGACGUCUUUAAUACAUAACCGUAAAUAAAUCAUUUUAUUAUGUCUAAAAAAAGCAGUGAAUUAGCAACUUUAUACAAAAAGAAAACCUGUGAAUGUACUCAAAAGUUUAGAAAUCAUUAAGCUCAAGCACCUCCCUUAAUCUUUAAGUGAAAACUAAGUGUCCCUCGUUAAAUGUUGCAUUGCAUUGACAACCAUAGAGUGAAUAAUUACUGGACAAAUCCUCUGUGAAGUCACCCAUACCACCCUAUAGUCACCUAUACCAAUCACAGUUAGACCAUGGGGCUCAGAUUCAUUCUCACCAAAGCUGUCCAAACAUCCUCUUAUCACCCAUCGCUACUGGAUCUCCUUUAGGUCGAAUAAUAUAAAGUCACAUAUUUAUACAGAUGGGGGACAUGUUUUUGAGUGACAGCUGCAGGUUAUACCAUUAAAGGCUGGUAGUUAUCAGUUUAUCUACUUAGUACUUAACAUUUUUGGUGAAUUAGACACAGAAGCUAUGAAAUGAGACAUAACAGAGUACAAUAACUCUUAUUUUAAAUAUUCUUGUGGUGUCAGUUGUACUGACAAAAUGCCACUACCUGCUCUGGGGUGGCCUCGAAGGGUUAAAGGGAGAGAGCGGCCGAACUAGCCGUGAGCCAAGGGGCCAGUCAAAUCGGCCCUCGGCCUGGGGCAACUGGGGGCAACUGGGGCCACCGCUGGGCCAGGCUGGGCCAGGUUUGGGCCAGGUUUGGGCCAGGCUUCGGCUGCCUGCUCAGGGUGAGCCACCUUCACUCCGCACCACUCCAGCCAGCACACUUGUUGGUGCUAUUUUUUUGUAGGAUUUAUUUAUCACAGUUGAGGGGAGCCAUUGCCACUAUGGUGAGAUUGCCACACAUGUUACAUAUUUUUUUUCUACUAUUACAUGUUGCACUAAAGAGUGAGAUGCUCCAGUUUCAGUCCAUGUAUGUAUAGCUCACUGUAUGUGUAAAUGACAAUAA